CGCUCGUGGUGGAGCAGAGUCCGGGGAGGCCGAAUCACCGCGCUCAGAGCGUGCACGUGUGCGAGUGCGCGCCCCCGACCGCGGGGGAACGAGAGAGAGAGAGAGAGAGAGAGAGAGAGAGAAAGAACGCGUGAAGCCACGAAACAGAAGUGAGGAACGGGCGUCCGACCCGCACGGAUCUACGCGCGCUCCCGGGAAGAUGACCGACACGAGCCCACGGUGGAGAGAAAACCGGAGCCGCAGCGUCUAAACGAUCUCCAAGCUGUGCUGAACAAAGGGAAGACUCGGUGCACAACUGGACAGUGCAGUUUAUGUGGAUUUGUCAGUAAGUAACAGCUGCUAUACUGCCCCUGGACUGUAGCAGUGGUGAGCAGCAGUGGUGCGGCAGCUGUGCCAUGUGAUGGAGCGAUUUCCUGUCCACUGAGUGUGCUGCUGUCAGCACUGCAGACAUGUCUGCUUGCAACACCUUUACUGAACACGUGUGGAAGCCAGGCGAGUGCAAGAACUGCUUCAAGCCCAAGAGUCUGCACUGCCUACCUGAGGGGAGUCCACUCAAGUAUUCCCCUGAACAAGUCCUCAGCCAACACAGUCACACGUCUCCAGGUGGCACAAAUAACAUCAACCACCCAUCACCCACAGGUGUCAGGGCUAUUACUAACGCUAACCUUGCUAGCAACCCUCAGAGAAGCAGCAGUUCUUCCCGUUCGGGCCAGUUUCGCCCUCCUGUAGCAAAAAAGCCUACAAUUGCUGUAAAGCCUACCAUGAUGCUCCCAUGCUCCGGAAUGGGCCUAGAUUUAGAAGGAAAUGCUCAAAAACUGGUUGAGGGGGCAGAGUCUGGAAAAACUUCAGCGUUUACCAUUUGGAAUCACAAUGGCUUUAACAGGAAGAGGCCCACAGAACCAAACAACAAUGAGAGAAAUGAUGAAAGGGUAGAAAUGGGGGGAUUUGCCUCGUUCUGCUCGCCAAGCAGUAACAAUAACAGUGGCCUAACUGAUGUGUUAAAGGAGAUUGCAGGUUUGGACUCGGAUCUUAGCUCCAAUAGGGACGACUUUUUGGGCCGGAUCAGCUGUUCAUAUAGGCGCUCAUUGGAGAGAGGCUUGCCUGCUGCCAGCUGUCUGGCCUUGGGUCGUAGCGGUAGUGCAAAUAAACAUGUUUCUUUGAGCAACAGCGCUGAGAUUAUCAGUUCCGAAGGGGGGCGCUUCUGCUACCCAGAAUUUUCUGUUGAUGGAGAGGAGGAUGAAGAAUAUGAAGAGGAAAGUGAGAGUGAUGAUGGUGAGCAUGAGAGCUGGGAUGAGAGUGAUGAAGAGCUUUUAGCUAUGGAGAUCCGGAUGAGGGGCCAGCCACGCUUUGCUAAUUUUCGUGCUGCAACACUUUCUCCAGUUCCGUUUGCAGCUGGUAAGAAGUGGAACACUGUACCUCUGAGGAACCGCUCCCUGCAACGGAUCUGUGCUGUCGACUAUGACGGCUAUGAUGAUAUUCUAAAUAGUUACCCUUCCAUGGACUCCAGUGGAGCACCCAGCCUGCUUCCAUAUGGCUCCAACCGCCAGGGCAGUGGUUUCCUGUCUAAUUCAGAGUCUAUCACCUCACCAGAAUCGUCAUCAUCUCUGCCUGAAGACUCCUGCACCUCCAGCAGUGGAAGCAGUGUUUCUCGCAACCAGCCUAACGGGUUACACCCCAUUCCGUUUAGUAGAGACUCUGCAGUACAUCAAGAUCCAGUGGGCCGAGCAUUUAGCUCACCUAAAGCCACUGAGACGCACAAAGCUGUUCUGGCGAUCAGAUUACAGGAUCAAGACAUCAAUCAGAGAGAAGGUGGCCCUCUUCCACAGGCCCUCCCUGGCCAGCCAAUCACGAUAAGCUUUAGCCCAACAGAGGAGCAGCCUAAACCUUACAGAGUAGUGAGUUUGGAAAAAACUCCCAUCUGUAAGCCUUACACUGUGGUUGAUGUAUCAGCAUCUAUGGCUAGCACUGAGGAACAAACUACUGAGAGCACUGUGAAGCCUAAAUGCCCAACCACAUCACUGGGUCCUCCACCCUACCCAGGAGCCUCAAAAAACAUCCCCCUCUUAGCCUCUCAUUUCUCUCCAAAAUCACCUGUAUCACCCAAAACUCCCCUUUCACCCAAGUCUGCAGCAGUAUCUCCAACCACUUCAAUAUCUCCAUUGAAUUCGGUUUCUCAAUCAGUCCCAGUCUCUCUAAGUACUGCCUUGGCCAAUGCUGCUACAUCUAGCCCGUCCUGUAAGAAGCCUGGGAACAUUCGUUAUCAAGAGGUGUGGACGUCUAGCACUAGCCCUCGGCAAAAGCUCCCCAAAGUAGAGUUGCUUAGCGGGACGCCCUCGGGAUCAUCAGUCCCUCCCAGACACGUUAACCAUAAAUCAGCUCCCACCUCCCCGGUUGCUGGUAUCUCCUCUUCACGCACCAUACCCGUGAAGUCACCUAAUUUGUCAGAGAUCAAAUUCAACAGCUAUAACAAUGCUGGCAUGCCUCCUUUCCCAAUCAUCAUCAGAGAUGAACCUACAUAUGCACGGAGUUCCAAGAAUGCAGUAAAAGUUCCCAUUGUGAUUAACCCAAGUGCAUAUGAUAAUCUGGCGGUGUAUAAAAGCUUUCUGGGUGUAUGUGGUGAGCUGCCACAGGCUAAACCAGGAACAGGAGGUCGAGUAGCCAGCCACACGUAUGAGGAAAUCGGCAACUCUGAGAAUGCUCAGGCCUCACCAACAGAGCACAAGCUCAAAAAACUUGUCUCGGCUGACACCACGGAAGAGAGGGACACCACAAGAGCAGGAGCUCACAGUGACAAAGGCAAAAAUACUCCAGAGUGUAGUACAUCAGCCAACAUUUCCGUUACUGUUUCGAGCCCUAGAACAAAUAUUGGCCCAACUCUUAGCACUGUGUCUAGCAGUCUGACAAAAAGCAGCUCUGUUAAACUCAACAGUAGCUCUAACACCGGUGAUGACUUACCUGCAUCAGGCAGCAGUGAGGGCCAGACCCCUCUAGCACUGGGUCAGGACAGGGAGAAGGCCAGCAAGGUGCUGUCUCAGAUAGUAGCCUCAAUCCAGCCACCCCAAUCUCCUCCAGACUCGCCUUCUUCUCACAGCAAAACCUGCAGCUUUGAGGAGCUCUACUCUCUUCCCCCUGAUGCAACUAAGGGUACUCUCAGCAGACCCAAAUCUCUCCACUGCCCUCCAGACAGCAGCCUGUCCAAAUCGCACACGCCAUCCAAGCUCUUGCCGAAGUCCCAGAGUGCCUCAGCAGCCGAGGCUUGCACUAGUCCAAAAUCUGAACCCAGUGCCCCCUUCCCUCCGCCCAGAUCCACCUCUUCCCCAUACCAUGCCAGCAACCUGCUUCAAAGGCACUUCAGCAACUGGACCAGACCCACAGGCUCCAGGCCAAGUGACGGGGAUGUUAGCCCCGGGGUAGAAGGCAGACGUUCUGCUGACAGUAACAGGCCUAAGCGUUGGAUCUCCUUCAAGAGCUUCUUUCGUCGGCGAAAAGAUGAGGAAGAACAAAAAGAGAAAGCAGAGAAAGAGAAAGAAAAAGAAAAAGGAAAGCUUGUGGGCUUGGAUGGUACUGUUAUCACUAUGUUACCUCCUCCUCCCCUCCAGAGGCAGCAUUGGUUUUCCGAGUCAAAAACCGAUGAUCCCAACCAGAAACCCACCAUUAUAUUCACCUAUAAGCCAGACAGUGGGGCAGGAGGCGAUGGGGAGGCAGAACUCAGGGUGGAGGAAUGUAAUGCAGUGGCAACUGGAGUGCUGUCAUACAACCAGCCAGGCCCACCGAAGAGCAGAGCCAGCCUUUUGAUCAGCAAAGUGAUGAGUCAGAUGCCUGUUCAAGGCCCAGAGACUGAUCCUACUGCCAUCGCCUCUUUGCCAGCCAAGCAGAAACUGCCGACCGUGAACGAGCCGCCCGGCCUCUCGACACACCCCGUGCCCGCCCCUCUCGCCCAACGUAGUCUAGGAGAGCCAGAGGACGAGGAGGGCACACACACACACUCUCACUCACACUCCACUGCCUCCAGCUCUUGUAGUGCAACAUACACCAACUUAGGUCAGUCAAGGGCCAGUUUGAUUCCCGCAAAGCACCCAAGACACCCCAAGUCCGCUGAUGACACUCUCCAUUCUGAAUCGGAAGGAUUCAACGUGGGCCCCAAAUCCACUCCGCCACCAUUGCCGAAGAAAAACAUGCCACGCGCCAAUACAGAGCCGUCAAUGACCAGAGACCCGAUGAACCGCCGGCCCCUGGUCGAGGCCAAGCCAGGUGGUGCCAGCUUGAGCGUGGCUAAUCCACUCUAUGACCUAGACUCUACCUGGGACACGGCGAGUCAGAGCUCCUCACUCAGCUCGGACGCCCGCCAGCUAGACGAGUCCGGAGACUCUCUGGAGAGGCCAGUGGCCGGGGGAAGCAGCCAUUCUCGUUCAGCCAACAGCAGCACGGCCCUAGAUCGGGAAAAGCUUGGCUGCCGCAGCACAGAGAGUCUUGCAGCCGGUAAAUCGCACAGACUUGCUCUUUACAGAGGUCUAGACAGCUGGGAAGAGGUUGCAGGCCGAAUCCGCAGUCUCCACGCCGACACGUUGCGCAAACUAGCCGGCCGCUGUGAAGACCGCUUUAUGGCUGGACAAAAAGACCACUUGCGCUUUGGCACAGACAGCUGGUCCCACUUCCGACUGACCACGGGCAAGCCAUGCUGCGAGGCAGAAGACGCCGUGUACUACACGGCCUCGUACGCCAAGGACCCGCUCAUUAACUACGCUGUAAAGAUCUGCAGGUACAAGGUAAAGGAGACACAGCAGCAGUUCUUCCACAGCCUGGCUGUUCGACAGAGCCUUUCUGUGCACUUCAACAUCCAGCAGGACUGUGGCCACUUUCUUGCAGAUGUGCCUGCCCGGCUACUGCCCUGGGAGAACGAGGAGUCCAGCGAAGAUGAGAAGGAUGAAAAGAGAGAGGAGGAGCGAACCCUGGAGCAGAAAAGCGGCGGGAGCAAAGAGUUGCUGUCUGAAUGGAAGCGGCAUGCCGCGAGAGGGCAAGGGAACUUAGCAGUGUCAGAGGACUUGGCGAGCCACAGCGGGAAGUUGCGUAGCCGGGUGGUGGUAAUCACACGUGAGGUCCCUUUCCAGACAGUGGCUGAUUUUGUGCAGGAUGGUGCAACAAGACAUUCACGCAACCCAGAGCUCUAUGAGCGCCAGGUAUGCCUGCUGCUGCUUCAGCUUUGCUCUGGCCUAGAGCACAUGAAGCCAUACCACGUGUCACACUGCGACUUGCACCUGAAGAACCUUCUGCUCGUGCACUGCCAGCCAGGAGAUCCGUGCAACCUUGAACUUCCGGAGCCCAACAACAACACCACGUCCGCUUCCUCUGCUUGUCCAGCUCGCCUCAUCAUCAGCAACUUCUCUCAGGCCAAGCAGCAGAGCAUCGUGCAGUACACCGAGGGGGAUGAGUUCCAGCUCGGCCUUCUAAUCUACGAGAUGCUUCACCAACCCAAUCCUCUGGUCGAGGCUGCCGGACCGAAAAAAAGGGAGCAACUGCCUCCACUCCCCACACGUUCCCUAUACUCUCAGGGCCUGCAGCGCCUGGCAGGUCUUCUGCUCCACACCGAUGAGUCGGAGCGCGUCGGUGUGGCCGAAGCUCGCGCUUGUCUGCAGUGUCUGCUCUGGGGGCCUCGCGAUGACCUCCUGCGCAACACACCUCUUCCCAUUCAGCGCCAUGCCGCGCUGCAGAACUGGCUGGACUUGAAGCGUACGCUCAUGAUGAUCAAAUUCGCAGAGCGCUCGCUGGAUGCCGGGCACAGUGCCAGAGGAGUCAGCCUGGAGGACUGGCUCUGCUGCAAGUACCUAGCCUUCGCCACCACCGAGUCCAUAGACAGGGUUGUACGUGUUCUGCAGCAGCUUUGAACCUCCAUGCUCGGGCCCCAGGUGUCCUCAGACUGCCACUCAGCUUUCCAAUCCCAGGCCGAGUGGCCCAUGCACAUUUUUGCUAUAAUUUCUCGUCAGUUAGGUUUAUUAUUUUUAUUUUGAGGAACUUGCAAGACUUCUUUGUGCUUUAUUAAUUUGAGUUUGUGUUACUUAAGUACUGAGUGAUGAAGAAUUUUAGAUCAAUGCUUUUGCUUUUUUUUUUUGCAGUUGGAUUCAUUAUUAGAGAUUGUUAUUAUACUUUGUUUUUGUUUCACUGUAUUGUUUUUAUUAUUAUUGUUAUUAAUGUGACACCUUGUGCAGAAAGACUCACAGUUUGGCCUUCAUUAUAAAAUGCUCCUGUUUACUCUAGCUGUUUGGGAGAGCACUGAUCUGGCAUCAGCAGCUCGUCUCCCUCGCUUUAGCUUUAAGGAUUUCAGGAUUUCAGGUUUUUACAGCAUGGGUCUAAGCGAUUUCAUAUGAUUACGAGGUGGUGUGAAAAGGUUUCGAGACUCACUCUGUUUACAAUAAAGUUCUUUAUUUAUCUACAUUUCCACACGAUCACCUUUAAAAUAGUCCCCUUGCACAGCAAUACAGUGCUCCUAGCCUUCAUCUGGAACGUGUCCUGGAAGUCUUCUUUUUGCAGAGCAUCAAGCAACUCCUUCGUUUAGUGUCAGCUCUCCGCAACGGCAAGCUAGAUCUCCAUCUUUGGGAAGAGGGCUAAGUCUGCAGAAAGCCAAAUCUAGCGAGUAGGGUGGGUGCGGAAGUGAGAUCAUGUUGUCACGUGUGAGAGGCACUCUGUGACAGGGUAACGCACGUGGUCAGGACAGUGCCAGUUGCACAGCUCCCAAUGUACACCGGACGAUGUCUUUUCGCACACUGACUUAUGAAGGUCGGUGCUUCCUGUGACUGUGCGUGCAGCCUUGUGCUGCCAUCUGUUGGCAUGAUACAAAAGUCUCGAAACUUUUGAUACCACCUCGUACAGCGAUAAUGAUAGCAGAAUGAUAGCAUGUGGUGACAGUGGGCCGGUAAAGCAUGUAGGUUUCUGCGCUGUGUGGAAGCAUACGGAGUACGUUAUAGCACAGCUGAGAUGGGAGCUAGAUUCACCCGAGCUUCACGCUCAUAUUCUCAGCUCAAACUGUACCCUCUUUAGUCAUGUCACUCACUCACAAGUCUGGUUUUCCCUUAAUAGUUACAAUUUACAAUGAACUCUACGGCUACAUCGCAUUCACGAGUACGAGACAGCCGAUGUGAACGAUUGAUUCCAAAGCAGACAGAGUGAGAUAUUUUUGUAACGUCACGAUUAACCAAAGUGUAAGAGACGGUUGGCGUCUGCUUCGACGUUAACGCCGGUGUUAUUUUUUAAGAAUUUAAAUGCGUGCUUUCGCCCGAAGACAAAAGUCCUACAUUAUUAAAGUGUCCUUAUGCAAAGACGCACGGAAGAAGCAGCUGGAAAGAUGCAUCGGAGGGGGAGUUUCGGUUGAACGUGCAGGUUCGAGGAUCCGCAGCACUCUGUUUAGAGUUCCAGUUCUCAUGACCCCGACGAUGAGUGAAAGAUCCGAUCAGCCUCUAAAAAUGAUGGGUUCCGAACGGCAUCCUUUUAGUUUUUGUACCUUUUUCGGAUUUUAUGUGCAAUCAGUGUAAAUGAUCUGUUACAUAUGGAAGCAGUAUUUAAAUAUAGUGUAUGUGCUUUAUAUUACACAACAUUCAUUCAGUACAGUUACUUCCUCUCGGCACAUAAUUAAUGACGACGCCUUCCUCAAGGCACAGCUUCUUUUUUUUUCUUUUUUUUUUUCACUUUGAAACAUAAUUUCCAUAAUAUUCACAAGCUUGGAUGAGAAGCUGUGUGUGUGUGUGUGUGUGUGUGUGUGUGUGUGUGUGUAUGUGUUUGAGAGGGAAGUAUGUUAGUGUGCACAUUUAGCAUUUUUAUUACAUUUUGUAUUAUUGCGUGUGUGUGUGUGUGUGUGUGUGUGUGUGUGUGUGUGUGCGUGCACUUAAUUGGAAUGGAUAUGGGCUGAGGAGGUGAGAAUGUGAAGCUCUGAAGUCAGCAGCAAGUCCUAUUUGUUCCUACACAGGCUCCAGGGAUCGACCCCGUGGGCUCAGAUGCAGUAAAGAGAAGAGAAAAGCCGUCUAAGGCAUUAAUUGCAAAUCGCUGGAAUCUUAUUUACUUUUGCAUGAGCAUUGAUAACUCUAGAGCAGUGUUUCUCAACCAGGGUUCUCCAGACUCGUUGUGGUCCAUGGAAUUGUUUCCAAAAAAAACCCAACAUAUAUUUACACUAUAUAGACUAUAUAGUUUGUGGCACCUGACCAUAAAGUUGGUUUGUGCUUUUUGAACAUCCCAUUCCGCAUUUAGUCUCUGCUUUCUUUUCUAGUAACCUCCACUUUCCUGGGAAGACGUUCCUCUAGAAUUCGGAAUCGUUGAGAUGAUUCAGUAUUAUGCGAGUUCACACUGUGAGAUUGUUUUAUACUCCUUUUUAAUACUAAAAUAAUCCCAGUAUCACACUGUAGGAUCUCAGUUGUCAUAAUAUCAGACUGUACGACAGUCAAAAAACGUCGCUAACGGCAGCUAGCAGCAAACCAAAAACAAUCUGCCUCGAGAAUAAAAACGUCAAAAAACA
Messenger RNA from Silurus meridionalis, 8497 nucleotides. RefSeq names its product pseudopodium-enriched atypical kinase 1 (gene peak1). NCBI's taxonomy places the organism in Eukaryota, Metazoa, Chordata, Actinopteri, Siluriformes, Siluridae. Gene Ontology annotation, molecular function: protein kinase activity; ATP binding. The record is from RefSeq and is a predicted model, not a curated record. Gene Ontology annotation, biological process: protein phosphorylation.